Molecule: messenger RNA, 875 nt
Organism: Suncus etruscus (white-toothed pygmy shrew)
Lineage: Eukaryota; Metazoa; Chordata; Mammalia; Eulipotyphla; Soricidae
Gene: DMAC2L
Product: distal membrane arm assembly component 2 like
Exons: 4
Coding region: 6-608 (200 amino acids)
Source: RefSeq, a predicted model, not a curated record
AUCAAAUGAAGCUGUUUGGAAACAUUUCCAGGCAGCUGUGUAGCUUCAAGAAAUCUCCAUCAUCAUGUGACUCCAGAUACUUCUGGACCUGGUUGAAUACGGUGUUUAAUAAAGUGGAUCAUGAGCGCAUCAAGGAGGUUGGUCCCGAUAGGGCAGCAUCUGAGUGGCUGCUGCGCUGUGGGGCCAUGGUGCGCUACCAUGGCCAAGAGAGGUGGCAGAAGAACUACAACAGCCUCCCAACAGGCCCACUGGACAAGUACAAGAUUCAGGCUAUUGAUGCCACUGACUCUUGUAUAAUGGGCAUUGGCUUCGAACACCUGGAGGGCGUCCAGCAUAUUGAAAAAAUAAGGUUAUGCAAAUGUCAUUAUGUUGAAGAUAACUGUUUGGAGAGACUUAGCCAAUUCAAAAAUCUACAAAAAAGUAUUUUGGAAAUGGAAAUAAUUUCGUGUGGGAAUGUCACAGACAAAGGCAUCAUUGCUCUGCAUCAUCUAAGAAAUCUCAAGUAUUUGUUGUUAAGUGAUCUUCCUGGAAUAAGAGAAAAAGAAAAUCUUGUCCAAGCCUUUAAGACAUCAUUGCCUUCUCUGGAACUUCAAUUAGACUUGAAGUAAAAAUAUAAGACUCAAUGAGUGUCUUCUUUCAAUAGAAAGUAUCAUUGGAAACUUUGAUCCUAAACAGUAGCAAAUCCAUCAUUAUCACUUAAACUAUAAGGAUAUUCUAUGUGACCUUUUAGAAGCAGAUUAUCAUAUGUAGAAAACAAAUAUUCAAUGUGAUUCAUUAAAGAUACUAAGUUGGAAGUGAUAAUUUAUGUACAUUUAAUUAUUUGAAAAAUAUGCAAACCAAGUAGAUUUUUUUUCUCUUUAUUGUUUAGCAUUUUA